CGUGAGGCAAAAAAAAACAUCACCACCCUUCACUUAAUGGGUUGCGCUACUUCUGUCUUCAUCGCCUCAUAGUCCGCGAGAAAAAGCGUAAAGGAAAACGAAAGGCAACCGUUGCUGCCACUGGACGCUGUGGCGAUGUGUGGUGUGCAAAAUCUACUCCAGUUUUUCUUUACAGCUAUUUAAGAUGUGCAUACUCCAAUGGUUUUACUAAACGUAGGAUGGGAUUAACUUUGACCGGCAGAUAUAUCUCACUGUUUCUUGCUGUACAGUUGGUGUAUCUGCUCCAGGAGGUGGGCGCUACAGGGAAAUGUGAUACUGUAUUUAAAGGUUUCUCAGAUUGCCUGCUCAGACUGGGCGAAAGCAUGGUGAACUACCCACAGGAGUUGGACGAUCGAGAAAACCUAAAGACCAUCUGUUCGUACUGGGAUGACUUCCAUGCUUGUGCCACCACUGCCCUUGCGGAUUGCGAAGGAGGGGCCACGGAGCUGUGGGAAAAACUCAAAAGGGAAUCCAGGAACCUGGAGUUCCGCGGUAGCCUGUUUGAACUGUGCGGAGGAGGCAAUGGAGCGUUGGGACGUAGCGACCGCUCCGGCGUCACGAUGCUUCUGACGGCACUUCUCGCUCUAGUGACAUGGCUCGCUUUCUAGGAAGCAAAACAAAAAAGUUAAAAUGAAAUAAGAAGAGCAAAAAAGGAAAAACAACGUAAUACAAAAGAGAAAAAAGACUACCAACAUGAAAAUAAUAAGAAAAACGUUUAGCGAUCAAAUGUGUCCAACUGUACACUUACCUGGAGUUGUACACACCAGAAAAGCAACUUUAUUCAGACGGGACGACAUUCUGAAAUUGAAUCAAACACCGGCAGACCGUCCUCUGGGGAUUCUCCGGGAUCUUUGACCUGGGCUCAAUUUCAACACACGUCUAUUUCAGCAGCGCUUCAACAGGAAUUACUACAACGACAGCAUCUCACUCAAACACAACUGUGGUACCUACAUCAGUUGAUUCACAGGACAAGGAGUUCAGCAAUAUUAACUGUAGGCAAAUACAAACGUAUAUUGCGUAGAUAAAUAGCAUCAAAGCACAAUCUGAUGUCCCGGCUUAUACUAUGGUUAAAUUUCACAAAUAGCGGCCAUAAUUCUACUCUUAACAAUACAUUACAAAAUGCAGAAUUGCAAUUAAUCCCAGGUCGCCUUCUACACGAUCCAGUAAUAAAUGUGUUUAUUUAUAUAUUUCCAUUUGCCAAGUGCAUCACGUCAAGCCAAGUAAAAAAAAAAAAAAAAAUGGAGACCGACGAAGGAUAUUAUUGCCGUGAUCAAGUUAGACUCACGCGACCACUGUCCGAACAACGACAGCAAGGGAAAUAAGGAAAUGCAAAAACUGAGCACCCUAAAUUAUGGAAGACUGGGUAGCCUGGUAUAUAUACAUAUAUGAUAUAUACACAUAUAUGAUAUAUAUAUGUGUGUGUGUGUGAAGAAUGAUGUGACUGUUUCCACUGCACUCCACAUGGUGUUUCUGACAUUCCAUGCAUACAGAUGAAAAAAAAGAGAUGUAACGUCACCACGACAACAUGCAGGCUGCGAAAUUAAUUAGUGGAAUGGAGUGAAAAUUGCUAGCUUUAUUUGAUGUUGCCAAGGCAUAGAUCACGUUUCACUGUAUUUUCUUUGUUCGUUUAUAGAGAUGUUGCAUAUAACCCCUAACUAUUCCAAAACUAGAAAAAGAUAAAGGGGAUCUAUCUAUAUAUAUAUAUAUAUCAAAUCAUUUUCAGAAAAAAACAGAGAUAACUAAACCCGAAAGAUUUUAAAUCAGAGUACUUAUUAUAUAGGCAUCUUAAAAACCAGAUUGCUACAAAGUAUAAAAAUAUAUUAAAUAAAUCAGUUAUUGUUUGAAACUUAAA
Messenger RNA from Brienomyrus brachyistius, 1891 nucleotides. RefSeq names its product neuritin 1b (gene nrn1b). NCBI's taxonomy places the organism in Eukaryota, Metazoa, Chordata, Actinopteri, Osteoglossiformes, Mormyridae. Gene Ontology annotation, cellular component: plasma membrane. The record is from RefSeq and is a predicted model, not a curated record. Gene Ontology annotation, biological process: nervous system development; neuron projection extension. The transcript has 3 exons. The coding region runs from base 219 to 647 and encodes 142 amino acids.